CCAGUCAAAUCAGCAGUAAAGGCUCUUGAAUUCAAAUCAACUACGCUUGCUGAUUGUUUUGUUGAAUUAAUCAAGUUAUCACAAAGGAUUAAUUUCCUUCCACCAAUAUCAGAUCAAAAUUUUAAAUCUACCUGUAUUGAAUUAUUUAAUAAAAGAUGGAAACAAUUCGAUUUUGAUCUUUAUAUUUUAAGUAAAGGUUUACAUCCAAUGGUCUUUCAUGAUGUUUGUCUUAAUGCAAUGAAAUUGCUAAAAAAUAUGGGUGGUGGUGAAAAUUCUUGUAGCGAAUUAGUUGCUCAAAUUCGUGCAUUUACACAAUAUGAAAAACCUUAUGAUUUAGAAUAUGUAUUAGGAAUAGAUAAUGUUUUUUUAUGA
This is a messenger RNA of Rhizophagus irregularis DAOM 181602=DAOM 197198, 372 nucleotides long. NCBI's taxonomy places the organism in Eukaryota, Fungi, Glomeromycota, Glomeromycetes, Glomerales, Glomeraceae. The record is from RefSeq and is a predicted model, not a curated record.